GGACUCGCAGCAGAAGCGGUAUGUUCCGGUGAAGGGCGACCACGUAAUAGGAAUCGUGACGGCCAAAGCGGGAGACGUGUUUAAACUGGACGUCGGUGGGAGCGAGCAGGCGUCUCUGUCCUACUUGGCCUUUGAAGGCGCCACGAAGAGGAACAGGCCCAAUGUGCAGGUGGGAGAUCUUAUUUAUGGUCAGUUCCUUGUAGCAAAUAAAGACAUGGAACCAGAGAUGGUCUGUAUAGAUAGCAGUGGAAGAUCAAGUGGAAUGGGAAUAAUUGGACAAGAUGGCUUCCUCUUUAAAGUUUCCUUAGGUCUAAUAAGAAAACUCUUGGCUCCCAAAUGUGAAAUAAUUCAGGAGCUCUCACAACUUUACCCGUUUGAGCUGGUGCUGGGAAUGAAUGGAAGAAUAUGGGUAAAAGCAAAAACAGUUCAACAGACUUUAAUUAUAGUAAAUAUUUUGGAAGCCUCUGAGUAUAUGACUGCAGUACAGAGAAAACAAGCGCUUGCCAAAUUGUCUGGGAAUUGAUAAGAGAAAAUAUUGAGGAUUUGUCUGCAAUGACUGUAGGGUGUUUUGGUUAUUUUUGUAUUCAGAUUUAUAUUAAAAGCCA
This is a messenger RNA of Antrostomus carolinensis (chuck-will's-widow), 605 nucleotides long. RefSeq names its product exosome component 3 (gene EXOSC3). Gene Ontology annotation, cellular component: nuclear exosome (RNase complex); cytoplasmic exosome (RNase complex). Bases 215 to 523 code for a protein of 102 amino acids. Lineage: Eukaryota; Metazoa; Chordata; Aves; Caprimulgiformes; Caprimulgidae. Gene Ontology annotation, molecular function: RNA binding. The record is from RefSeq and is a predicted model, not a curated record. Gene Ontology annotation, biological process: exonucleolytic trimming to generate mature 3'-end of 5.8S rRNA from tricistronic rRNA transcript (SSU-rRNA, 5.8S rRNA, LSU-rRNA); poly(A)-dependent snoRNA 3'-end processing; nuclear-transcribed mRNA catabolic process, deadenylation-dependent decay. The transcript is spliced from 4 exons.